AUGGCUACUUCACCGUAUUUAAUAUAUUCAGACAAAUCACAGCUUAAAGAUGAUUCAGUAGAUCAAUACAUAGGUGAUCAUUCCUUGCGUUUGACACCAGAACAAAAGGAAUUAAUUGAAUAUACCCAAACACUUCCGGGCAAAGUUCCACUUAUGCUGGGUAAUAUUAAUGCAGCACAAUUUUUCCAAGUACUAUUGAGAUUAAUGAAUUGUAAACGAUGUAUUGAAGUUGGUUGUUUGACUGGUUACACAACUCUGACAAUUGCUUUAGCAUUACCCGAUGAUGGUCAAAUCGUGACAUUAGAUGUUGAUGACCAAUAUAUAAGAAAGGAUUUAUGGAAACGUGCUGGUGUUGAUA
This is a messenger RNA of Didymodactylos carnosus, 358 nucleotides long. NCBI's taxonomy places the organism in Eukaryota, Metazoa, Rotifera, Eurotatoria, Philodinida, Philodinidae. The record is from the annotation of a GenBank genome assembly.